Molecule: messenger RNA, 685 nt
Organism: Tachysurus vachellii
Lineage: Eukaryota; Metazoa; Chordata; Actinopteri; Siluriformes; Bagridae
Product: hemoglobin subunit beta-like
Exons: 3
Coding region: 163-606 (147 amino acids)
Biological process (GO): hydrogen peroxide catabolic process; oxygen transport
Cellular component (GO): hemoglobin complex; haptoglobin-hemoglobin complex; blood microparticle
Molecular function (GO): oxygen binding; haptoglobin binding; oxygen carrier activity
Source: RefSeq, a predicted model, not a curated record
GAAAAGGACCGAUUCAUAUCUAAUCAAUAUUGUUCAGACUGUCAGAGUGAACACACCCCAUCAGAUGUUUGUAGUCAGGUCUUGGGAGGUGCCGUCAAAUGCAUAUAUAAGCGGCCUAAAAAGACUUCAUCAGAACAUUCAGAACCUCCAAAAGCCAGCAACAUGGUUGAGUGGACAGAUUUCGAGCGCGCUACCAUCCAGGACAUCUUUUCCAAGAUCGAUUACAAGACUGUCGGUCACCAGGCGCUGGCAAGGUGUCUGGUCGUGUACCCAUGGGCCCAGAGGUAUUUCGCUAGCUUUGGAAACUUGUAUAACGCCGCUGCCAUCGUGGGAAAUCCCAGGGUUGCUGCUCACGGCUUGACGGUAAUGCAAGGGCUGGAGAAAGCGGCCAAGAACAUGGACGACAUUAAGGGCACUUACGCCGAGUUGAGUGUGCUGCACUCUGAACAACUACACGUGGAUCCCGAAAACUUCAGGCUGUUGGCUGACAGCAUUACCAUUGUAGUCGCCUCUGUCCUGGGUGCUAGUUUCACAGCUGAAGUGCAGGCAGCUCUGCACAAGUUCCUGGCUGUCGUUGUCUCCGCACUCGGAAAACAGUACAACUAAAUGCUGCAUGUGCUUUCACGGAGAGACCAAACGUUUUUAGCUUUAAAAACGAUCUUGCACUUGUUUAUGUCUAAAUAAA